This is a messenger RNA of Salvelinus fontinalis (brook trout), 1521 nucleotides long. RefSeq lists its product as uncharacterized. The record is from RefSeq and is a predicted model, not a curated record. The transcript is spliced from 5 exons. Bases 494 to 1498 code for a protein of 334 amino acids. NCBI's taxonomy places the organism in Eukaryota, Metazoa, Chordata, Actinopteri, Salmoniformes, Salmonidae.
UCCUCUUCCCAGGUUGACAGUGAGUCCUGCUGUCAUCAGAGAGAGAGACUCAGUUCAGCUGAGCUGUGAGACUCCUCCAUCCGUCUCCGUGUCUCAGUGUUAUCUCUUCACUGAGAAGCGAGACUAUAAACCAUCCUGUCGGCAGACACUCACAGGGACUGAGCUCCUCUCGUGGUCAGAUCAACGUUCACCUGCUGUGGUCAACGUGAGAUGUUACUACUACGCUGUAGGGAGUUAUAACCCAUCCUCUCACAGUGAUCCUGUCUCGGUCACUGUCGAAGUCCCUCCUCAGCUGACAGUGAGUCCUGACGUCAUCAGGGAUACAGACACAGUUCAGCUGCGAUGUCACACUUCUCAAUCUACCUCUGUGUCUCAGUGUUACUUCUACAUAGAGGAAAGACAACAUUUCCAACAUACCACAUCCUGUCAUCAUUCACUCACAGGGACCAAGCUGCUUGAAUGGGCAGGUCGUGGUCCAACCACCAAGGUCAACAUGAGAUGUAUCUACUAUGAUGUAGAGAUGUCUAUCUACUCUCCUUACAGUGACCCUGUCUCAGUCACUCUCCUGGACCUCCCUCAGCCCAGGCUGACAGUGAGUUCUACAGUCAUCAGAGAGAGAGACUCAGUUCAGCUGAGCUGUGACGCUCCUCCAUCUGUCUCUGUGUCUCAGUGUUACUUCUACACAGAGGGGAGAGAUCCUAAACCCUCACCCUGUACGAGGUCACUCACGGGGACUGAGCUGCUCUCGUGGGCAGGUGAACGUUUAUCUGCUGAGGUCAAACUGAGAUGUUUUUACACAGUAGAGACUCACUAUCCAUCAACGCACAGUCAUCCUGCGCCUAUCACUAUUCUUGGUAAACUGCAGAAACCAGACAUUAGUGUCAAUGACGAAUCUUCUCAUGACAUCACCAUUAUUUGUGUACUUCCUGAGUCUGUCAGUGAUGGUCAUAGCUGUAACCUGUACACUGGAGACCAGCCUCAGGCCUACAAAGAGGCUUGGGUCGGGAGAUUUAACGCAACAUUAUCCAAACUAUUCUGUACCUUCCGUGUCACUAAGAAUGAUCUGUUCAGGCAUCUGCAGUUGGAGAGAGAUGUGAGCUGUGACUAUAGAGUGAACACAGGAUCACACUCUCUGUCUCCCCGCAGUGAUAAAUACAUUAUUACAGGUCAGAAACCAAAUAUUACAGUUAGUCUGAAAGAGAACCUCAUCAUCACCUGUUUAAUUCCUGGCUCUGUCAGUAAUGACACCACCUGUAACCUGUAUGUUGGAGAGCAGAGUAAGCGUCUUUUUAGAGCACACGUCUGGAAGAAGAAACACACAGAUUCCAAAUGCUGGUUCUGUCAAUUCUCUGUGGACGAGAAUGAUCUUAUUAGAAGUCUACAGUCAGUGAGGAGUAAGGAGGUGAGCUGUGACUACAGCGUGAGCUCAGGACCAAACUCUCUCUCACCACGCAGUGAUGGGUACAGCUUUACAGGUGAGUCAUUAUCUAUAAGGUAAUAAUCUAUCAGUGCUGCAGGUCU